UGGGGCAAAUGCGCGACUACCUGAACAGCACGACGUCCGGUGCAGCAUUCUACCUGGCUGCGAACGGCCUAUAAAAGCUGGUGACACGGCCAACUAUGGUCACAGUGAAUUUCACAGCCACUCGAGAUUGACAGCAAAAUAAACGGAGAAACUACAAAAAAUAUUGAAUAAACUAAUACUAGAAACUAUGGACCGCCACCAGCUUCCGGCUAUUUCUGAGGAGGAGUUCGCAGGUCAAGUCGAAUUGUUCGAUAAGGCCACAGAUCCGGAUGAAGUAGACAAGUUGUUAAACAGAUGGUUGGAAAUGUAUCUACCGCCAUUGAAGUCUGGAAACGCACUCGACGAGGAAGCGCAAGAAAUCAUUAAAAUUAGAUAUGCAUAUACGGGAAAAAUGAUUAAACUUGCAAAAAUAUGUAGAAGAAUCAUGGAGCACCAAAGAACUAUGUCGUUAAGAAAUGUGUUAUUAGAACAGCGCCAAUUAAAUGUCUCUACGAGCGACUCAUAUAGAACGCAUGCUGCACCAAGUACAAGUAGACCCAGUGUCAUUGUCCCUGCUGGUUCAAACAGAGAGCAGAGCAUGACGCCUCGCAUCAUUUAUAAUGGCAAUUACUGCACUAACAACAGUAUCAUCAGAAAUUCAGUUAUAACCGGAGUCAAAACCCAACCGAACAGCGGAAUGGGUGGCAUUCAAUCCAUAGCUGCAUAUGAAACUGUUGCUACAAGUUCAGGAACAUCACUCGUGACAAGUUCAACAACGAUGCAAAUGCCAAUCUUGACCAAUGGUAUCAACAGUACCAACAGAGUGGAGUAUAAUCGCGCUUCCAGCACCAACACUUCAAUUUUUGCUGCCACACAAUCUAUGACAACUUCAAUGCCCACUCAAAACAACACAAACAAUAUUGUUGACAGCAGUAAUAUCAGAAAAUACAUAAACAAUGGAGAAGCCAACCAAUCUACAAACACAAUUGAAACCGUUGGAUCUGUAGCUGCCUAUGAAACUGUUGCUACAAGUACUGGAAGCAGUAUCGGUAUUUCUAAUGCCAUGGAAGUCGAUCGCACUGCCAGCACCAGUACACCGGUUUUUACCUUCUCUCAACCCGAAAUAAGUUCCACCUCUAUGCAGAUGCCGAUCGUGCACAAUGGUAUCCGGUUUUCGAAUGCCGCAGAGAAUAAUCGCGUUACCAGCACUGGUACAGCCAUCUUUAACCCCACACGACCCGCUGCAAGUUCAACGCCUAUGCAAACACAAAAUUUUCCCUCUACUGACGACUCUAAUUACACAGUGCUUGGUCCGAAUGGCACAACAGUACCCAGCGAAAAAUUCAAACUCAUAUCAUUUGAGGCUCCGUCCACGGCCACGCGCAGUUUGCUUUGUUUGGUCUUCUCGGAAAAGGUGCUGGCCAAAAAUACACUCAGCGGCAAGCCCUCACCAGCAUUUAAGGGCCGUCAACGUCCUCCUAAGGGACAAUUAGAUCCGGACAAGGUUGCCGAUAUCAUAUAUUGUGUUAGACAGAACACGAAUUUAUCUAAGAAGAAUGUACGUACCAUAAUCACCACAAAAUGUGCGGAUAGCACAAAGAAACUGAGACGACUCAGUCAGCCACCGAAAACCAUUGACUGAAUUGAAAAUUAAGCAGACGCAGGAAUAGAAAGCCGCGGCGGCUCCUUAGCCACAAAUA
Molecule: messenger RNA, 1679 nt
Organism: Bactrocera tryoni
Lineage: Eukaryota; Metazoa; Arthropoda; Insecta; Diptera; Tephritidae
Exons: 1
Coding region: 188-1621 (477 amino acids)
Biological process (GO): negative regulation of Notch signaling pathway; positive regulation of neuron differentiation
Cellular component (GO): nucleus
Molecular function (GO): transcription corepressor activity; DNA binding
Source: RefSeq, a predicted model, not a curated record